Cordyceps militaris CM01 is the source of this 498-nucleotide messenger RNA. RefSeq names its product ATP synthase delta chain, putative. The record is from RefSeq and is a predicted model, not a curated record. The transcript is spliced from 5 exons. Gene Ontology annotation, biological process: proton motive force-driven ATP synthesis. NCBI's taxonomy places the organism in Eukaryota, Fungi, Ascomycota, Sordariomycetes, Hypocreales, Cordycipitaceae. The coding region runs from base 1 to 498 and encodes 165 amino acids. Gene Ontology annotation, molecular function: proton-transporting ATP synthase activity, rotational mechanism.
AUGAACUCUCUCCGUAUCGCCCGCGCGGCCAUUCGCGCUCGCCCCGUUGCCAUGCGCAUGGCCGCCCAGCGCAGAGGCUACGCCGAGGCCAUUCCCGACAAGAUCAAGCUGAGCUUGUCUCUGCCUCACCAGACCAUCUUCAAGUCGCAAAACGUCGUCCAGGUCAACAUCCCCGCCGAAUCUGGCGACAUGGGUGUCCUCGCCAACCACGUCCCCUCCAUUGAGCAGCUCAAGCCUGGUAUCGUCGAGGUCGUUGAGGAGAACGGCAGCACCAAGUCCUUCUUCCUUUCUGGUGGAUUCGCCACUGUUCAGCCCGACUCUUCCCUGAGCAUCAACGCCCCCGAGGCAUACCCCCUCGAGGACUUCAGCGCCGAGGCCAUCCGCAACCAGAUUGCGGAGGCUCAGAAGAUUGCCAGCGGUAGCGGUAGCGAGCAGGAUAUUGCCGAGGCCAAGAUUGAGCUUGAGGUUCUCGAGACCCUCCAUGCCCAUGUGAAAUAG